AUGGGUAUCUCCCGUGAUUCGAAGCACAAGAGGCGCGCCACCGGUGGCAAGCGUAAGAUCCACCGCAAGAAGAGGAAGUUCGAGCUCGGUCGCCCCCCGGCGCUUACCAAGCUCGGCUCCCAGAGGAUUCACCCCGUCAGAUGCCGUGGUGGCCGCAUCAAGUACCGCGCUCUGCGUCUCGAGACCGGCAACUACGCCUGGCCCUCGGAGGCUGUCACCCGUAAGACGAGGGUCCUCGGUGUCGUCUACAACGCCUCGAACAACGAGUUGGUGCGCACGAACACCCUUGUGAAGAGCGCCAUCGUCCAGAUCGAUGCCACCCCCUUCCGUCAGUGGUACGAGCAGCACUACGGCAUCAACCUCGGUAAGGCUAAGACCGGUGCUGCUGCCCCCGCUAAGACUGAGGCCAAGAAGGAGGCUGCCCCCAAGAAGGGAAAGAAGGAGUCGACCAAGAAGGACGCCAAGAAGGAGGCUGCCCCCAAGAAGGAGGGUGAGGCUGCUGCUGCCCCCGCCGAGCCUGCUGCCCCCGCUGUCGUGACCGACAACACCAGGAGGAAGCUGGCCGAGAGGAGGAAGGAGCGCAUCCCCCUCGCCCAGUCGCUUGUCGACCAGUUCGCUGCUGGCCGUCUCUACGCGAGCAUCACCUCCAGGCCUGGCCAGUGCGGCCGCUGCGACGGCUACAUCCUUGAGGGUGAGGAGCUCAACUUCUACCUCAGGAAGCUCCAGAAGAAGAAGGGUAAGGCUCAGCAGUAA
Acanthamoeba castellanii str. Neff is the source of this 753-nucleotide messenger RNA. Its product is annotated as ribosomal protein S8e, putative. Gene Ontology annotation, biological process: maturation of SSU-rRNA from tricistronic rRNA transcript (SSU-rRNA, 5.8S rRNA, LSU-rRNA); translation. The record is from RefSeq and is a predicted model, not a curated record. Gene Ontology annotation, cellular component: cytosolic small ribosomal subunit; ribosome. The coding region runs from base 1 to 753 and encodes 250 amino acids. Gene Ontology annotation, molecular function: structural constituent of ribosome. The transcript has 3 exons. NCBI's taxonomy places the organism in Eukaryota, Discosea, Longamoebia, Acanthamoebidae.